Messenger RNA from Protopolystoma xenopodis, 759 nucleotides. Lineage: Eukaryota; Metazoa; Platyhelminthes; Monogenea; Polystomatidea; Polystomatidae. The record is from the annotation of a GenBank genome assembly.
AUGACCAAGUUGCGAAAGCAAGCUCCCUUACUCGAGCCACCUGCAUCAAUCGCAGACCUGCUUUGUGGUAGCAGUAGCUGCUCUUUUGGUGGUCAGGAUGCCCAAUCCAACCAUGGCAACGUUCCCUUGGUGACUAAUGGCAUCACUUUCAAUCGUGGUCUCUGUCUACCUUCGACCGGCCUAAGUCUAGGCCUGGCUGCCUUCGCACCGGCGAGCCAUCCAGCUGUACGCUCUGCAGUCGCCGCUUGUCUUCGUCAGUUGGCUACCAGUUUGCCAGCUCAUCGAGUUGGGCUGAUCAUGUCCUGUUGCCAAGCCAGCAGAGCCCUGGCUCAGCGUAGCCACGCCGAAGGCUUGCUUGGCCAGGCGGCCUGUUUGGCCGGUCUCCUGGCUGCCGAUGCCCUAGCUACCAUGGCAUCACGUGUCGGAGCGUCUGCAGCAGCCACUUCGGGUCCUGGAGGUGAUGAGAGCGGUGUUGGUGGUGCGGCUGUUGCCCCUGUUGGAUCAUUUACAGCAAAUAACUGUCACUUUACUGGUCUCUCGGCCGGUGUAGGAGCGCCCCUGUUCGCCGGCCUAACUACUCCCGAAGGCGAGGGUACCGGGACUUUUCAGGCUGGAACAAGAUGCAGUGCCGGUGCCAGUGGUCUUCAUGGUAGAGAGACGAUUUUUGGAGCGGUUGAUACAGCACCAACUAAACCCUCUUUUGUACCAACUGCAGCUGCACUAGGCCUACCGGCAGCCUCAAGCAAAAUGGUAGGCUAG